GAUGGAGAGAGAUGCAGAUUUCUUACACAAGAAGGCCGAACGAGCAACGUUGAGGGUCUGCCUCAGAGAAAAGUACCGGCUGCCAAAGACUGACAUGAACAUGACAUCUGGAGGAGUGGAAAGAUGGUUUUAAGAUUGAUGACGUCCCCUUUCUGACGUGCAGCGGGGGUCCCGCAUGAGCAGUCCCGCAGCAGGCAGCACUUUAAAAGCCUCCCCUGAAGAUGCUCCAUCUCCACUGAGCAACACAGGCGGACCGGUGUGCGUCUCGGGCUCAAGUCUUCCACUCGGUUUGUUUUUCUCCAUUUACAACUUUACCAAAACACAAAGAGUAGCGAUACAUUUGAAGAAAGAAAGGGAACAAAAAAGUUGUUUAACUGUCACCAUCUUUUGGACCUCACCGACCAAUGUGGCUUAUCGGAUCAACUUCCCAAGUGAUGAUGAUGAUGGAAGAGCGCCUGUCUCCCCCCGCGCGCUCAGCGCAGAGCCCGGGGGACAACCCGGCCACGGUCCACAGCAUAGAGGCCAUUCUGGGAUUUAAAGAGGCCACCAUCUUCCACAAGUCGGCCUGCUACAGCCUGGCAGAGAAAGUCCUGGUGAAAGAUGCUGAGCGGAACGUCUCACCGAGCCCGCUGAAGAAGGGCCAUUCCUCGGACAGCUUUGACAGUGUUUGCUCAUGCGCAAACGGCGCGGCUGAAGCUCCGGUGAGCCCGGACUCACCGGGCGGAGACGGAAAACUGUCCGACGAUGAAAACCCCAAGAAGAAGCACCGUCGGAACCGGACAACGUUCACCACCUUCCAGCUCCACGAACUCGAGAGAGCUUUCGAGAAGUCCCACUACCCGGACGUGUACAGCCGGGAGGAGCUGGCGCUGAAGGUCAACCUGCCGGAGGUCCGAGUGCAGGUUUGGUUUCAAAACCGGCGGGCGAAAUGGCGUCGGCAGGAGAAGCUGGAGGUAAGCUCCAUCAACCUCCAGGACACCUCCUCUUCCUCAUUGCUCUCCUUCAGCCGCUCUCCCACCAGUCUGCAGCUGGACCCCUGGCUCUCCACCCCCAUCACCACCUCCACCUCCCUGCAGUCCCUCCCGGGCUUCAUCGCCGGCUCGCAGGGACUCCCGUGCACUUACACGCCUUCUCCUCCCCCGUCCGUGCCGGCCUCCUUCCUCAACCCCCCUGCCCUGGGACACGGCCCUCACCUGCCCCACAUGGGCUCCAUGUGCCCUCCUCCCCCGGCGUACCACUGCUCAGCCGACCCGAGGAACUCGAGCAUUGCCUCGCUGAGGAUGAAGGCCAAGGAACACAUUCAGUCCAUUGGGAAGACGUGGUGAUGCCGAGUGGAGGUUGAACACGGACAUCGAAUCCCAGAAUGCAUCGUGCUCAUGCAUCUUUUCGAGGAACCGACUUCAUCCUCAUGCAGACGGGAUUGUUUUUUUAAAAGAGUCAAAUUUACAGUUGACGUCCAGGAUUAGAGAGACAUCCUCGUCACUUAAGGGUAAUCCGUUUCUUCUCCCAUGAACAUGAGCAGUGUAUAGACGUUGAAUAAAUGGUUUGUGACACAAUGAAGAAGUAUACGUGUAACUGUUUAUAAGAGGCGGAGGUAUAGGGGAGAAGUUUUGAUUGACAAAUACUGUACAUUCAUUAUCACUUAUUAUCCUAAGAUUCUCACGACUUCAUUACAAUGUGUUAAAAACAAUUCAUAAAAUCUCUGACUGUAAAUGUAAGAUAAAGGGAGUAAAUUGUCCCCCUUAUAAGCAACUAUCUGAAAUUAAUGUGAAAUUAUUGUAAAAAUAUGAGACUGAACACUGAUGACAUGUGUUUCUUCUCUGAAAAUUGUAUUUACUGUUGAGUUUUACAUUUGUUUAUUAUCUCAUCCAGUGUUAUAUGCUGCAAAUAUAACAAGUCCAUUAGUACCCGUAUUUAUUCUGCUUUUGUAAAUGGAGCACUAGUCCUCAUUUUCAUUCAUCCUUCCUUCCCUGCUGCUGUUUGAUCUCCAUCAUGAAACAUUUAACAAAUGUGAAUAUUUCUCUACACAAUAAACUUCAUAUGUGAAAUUCAUAACAUUGUGGCUAAUUGUGUUUUACAAGAAAUAAUAGAUACAUCAGGAAUAUGUGAUG
Pseudoliparis swirei is the source of this 2111-nucleotide messenger RNA. RefSeq names its product retinal homeobox gene 3 (gene rax). The transcript is spliced from 5 exons. Bases 405 to 1325 code for a protein of 306 amino acids. The record is from RefSeq and is a predicted model, not a curated record. Gene Ontology annotation, molecular function: RNA polymerase II cis-regulatory region sequence-specific DNA binding; DNA-binding transcription factor activity, RNA polymerase II-specific. Lineage: Eukaryota; Metazoa; Chordata; Actinopteri; Perciformes; Liparidae. Gene Ontology annotation, biological process: positive regulation of transcription by RNA polymerase II.